GGGCACGGGGACGCGGCUGCCUCUCUGCAGACUGGGCAUUGCCCAAGUGUCUGACUCCUCGUGGGAAAACAUGCUCUACAAGGGCGUUUCGGGGAAGUAAAUGCAUCGUAAAGUAUAAAGCUUGAUGCGUGAAGUGUGCAGCUCUGCUUCGCCUAGGAGCAAAAAGAGGUGUUUGCAGUCUGCUGUCAGUAGUUACUAUGAAAGGCUUCACAAGUUCUGUUUGGGGAUGUCAAGUUAGGAGGCAAAAUCAGCGUACCCUGGGACGUAAGACAGCAGUGUCGUGUGCUGGUCGCCUGUUGAUGCGGAAAUUAAUUGCAGAAAAGAUGUGCAUACCUUGGAAUGAAGUACAGUUGCAAAGGACAUCGAAAGGAAAACCUUUCCUGGCCAAUACCAUAUUCGGUAUCAAUUUGAAUUACAACUUCAAUAUCUCUCAUCAAGGAGAUUAUGCAGUCCUUGCAGCUGAGCCUGAGCUUCAAGUGGGCAUUGAUAUAAUGAAGACUAAUUUACCAGGUAGUAGCUCCAUUCCAAAUUUCUUUCACAUCAUGAAGCGACAGUUUACUGAGACAGAGUGGGAUGUAAUCAAGUCUAUGAGUAAUGAAUGGAUGCAGCUGGAUAUGUUUUAUCGGCACUGGGCCUUAAAGGAAAGCUUCUUAAAGGCCAUUGGAGUUGGAAUUGGCUUUAACUUGCAAAGGAUUGAGUUUAAUGUGUCCCCGUUGCAACUGGAAAUAGGGAAGGUGUAUAAGGAGACAAAAAUGCUUCUGGAUGGAGAAAAAGAAGAGGAGUGGACAUUUGAGGAAACCCGGUUAGAUGACCAUCAUCAUGUUGCAGUGGCGCUCGGGAAACAGGCGGGAUUUGUGCAAAAGGAUUCUGAUGUAUGUUCCACGGAGCCUAACCCACCACAGUUUACAUUACUGACUUUUGAAGAUUUAGUUGCAUCUGGUAUUCCAGUUGCACCUGAGGAUUCUGCAUACUGGGACAAUUUUUGUUCAAAGCAGGAGAGUCCAGCGAAACAGAGUUCACAUUCAAGAUAAGAAUGUUUACAAGAAAAAGAAAAUUGUCGAAGUUUUUGUGCUGUUAUUCUACGUAAUUCCAAGUAUGGGAAUAAGUGCACUUGUAUAGAUGAAGCAUGUUUUUCAUUAUUUAAAUUAACAACAUGAUUUUCACCUUUUCAAAACUGAUGCUUUAUCUUAAGGAAGACACAAGUUUCCUUGCUUAAGGAAUUCUGAAUGAAAAGCCUAAGUUGACCACAUGCUUUUUUGCAUCUCCUUGCCUGUGGUUCUCACACUUUGAUAAUUAUCCAUGCUAGGAACAGAAAGCAGAUGUACAAUAAUGUUUAUUAGUCAAGUGUUUAGUAUAUAAAAAUGUGUUUCCAUACUUCAUUUAUGCUGAAGCUUAAAUUAUGAUACUGCUUUUUCUGUUACAAAUAUGAAGGUUUUAUUCUCAGAUGGAUGAAUAAAGCCAAGAGAAUGGGUACAAAUGAACUGCAAAUAUGGGGUGAGAUGAAUAGAGAAACUUCAGAUCUAGGUUUCUGGUGAUAAAGGAAUAAAUUUCAUAUUAGAGAUUAGUUAUUUCUGCAUGGAAUCAGUGUCUCCAACCAGAAUUUUUCUUUCAUUGGAAAGAGUUUUAAAAGUAUUAAUGACAUUAUUUAUAAUAUUGUGCUUGCAUCCAAGUAGAGGACAAACAAAUUUUAUUAAAUGAGAAAAUUCCACUUGGUUUGCUUUCCAGGAAUAUGAUAGUUUUCAGAACUGUAUUGAAUUAGAAAGGUUACAAAACAAAAAGUGUUUGUUUUGGUUAGUUUUCCAUGAAAUAAAAUCACAGUUUCCAGUGGUUCAGACAGAAUCACGUAGAAGAUUGCAGUUGCUCACAUUAGGAUUUUUUCCAAGUCUUUAAUUUACACUGAACUAUUUGAAAAGUAAGAUUAAUCUCCUUUUUAAUCUUAGACAGCAAUGAGGUUAGGUAAUGGAAAUGCCUUGUGAAGAGCCACUUGAGUCAUGUUGUUUCAUGUCACUGCAAAUUGGACAGAACUGUUACACUUCCUUUUACCACUGUGAGAAAGAGCAGCUGGAUAGUUGUAGAAUUACCAGCUAAAAGCACACUCCUAAAAGGCCACAGGACAUUCCAACUCCUUAUGAAUGUGAAUGAUCCUUCUCAAAGUCAUCAGAAAUUUUUCUGGGCAUCUAUGAUAUGGAGGCACAUAUUGAAACAAGUGUGGUUAGUGUGUACAGAUAAAUUAAUCUCACAGUUCUAAGAUUAAUGUUUCAGGGGUUUUUAUAUUUCACCAUCACAUUUUUCAGUGUUAUAAACAUAAUUGAGCCAUAUAUCCACACAUGCCCAUAACACUGACUUCCUUGCUUUUCCUCACAAUAUGGUCUUAAUGGCUACAGAGUUCCUCUGCCGUUUUAGAAAUGCUGGUCCAGCACAGCUCCAGCUUCCCUCACUAGUUCAAGUUGUUGGCCAAGUCCAGUGCAGCUGAGCUGACCUUUGCUGUCUCCCAUCAUUGUUCUGCAAGAAAUGUACCUGUUACAUCAAGAAGCCUUCGGACCUUUAUGUUCUCCAGAGCUCCAUUCCUUCAUCUUUUUUGUUUUCUAGAUACUGUCCUUGGCAUGACCGUAUCACAUACCUGGAUCCUAGAGGGUAAGAAGUUGCAAAAUCACAAGCUCUGCGCUUCAUGAGCCUUUUCCAGCAGGGUCUGUGGCUAGGUAGUCUUUUUCCCUGUGGAACAGGAAUGCCCAGCUUUCCUGUUUCUCCAAGUAGAAAUUUAGAUCAGAUUUGCUGGCCUAGACUAUGUAUCAACCCAGUGUUUUCUGAGAAGUACUUGGAAGUGGUCUCUGAUCUAAAAAAAAGUUUUAAAAGUUUUAGUCUUCAGUGAAAAGAUUGUCAAAAGGGAAUAAAUGUGGUUUAGUUUGGACCCUGAUUAGCUCAGUCUGGUUAGAGCAUUGUGCUAAUAACACCGUGGUUGUGGGUUCAAUCUUGUACAGGCCAUUCUCUCUAUUGUCCUGUUGGGUCCCUUCCAACUGAGAAUAUUCUGUGUCUCUGCGAUUAUAUUGCCUUGUUCAAACUUUUUUGUAUCUUGCAUCAAAAUUGUUUUAGUGGAUUAGGAACUUCAGGGGGCAGAACUGUGUUCAAGACAAUUUACAGUUGUGUGACAAGAGACCAGUACCAUUUGAUUUGAAAAUCUGUAACUUUGAAAAGUGGAUCAUGAGAAUGCACUCCUAACCUUUUACGGAAUCUAUAAAUUUACACAAGAUGCUUAUUGUUACUAUCUUAUGAGAUCAAAUGCACUGAUGUUAAUCAAGUGUGCUAUCUUAGACAAGAAAUCAUAGAUGCUGCAACAGAAGUAGUGUAUAUAUGAUUGUAAUAUAUAUGUUUUUUGAAAAAUCCAGGCAACAGCUCAACUUUAAACAGCCACCUUGACCCAAGACACUGCAAUAAAGCAAUGUUCUGCAAAGAAGAUAGAAAGGAAAAGAUAGUUAAACAAGUCAGCAUAGACUGCCUCUUUGUUGGAGCUUUGCAAGAUUAUAGUACUGCAUUUUACAAAAAAGAUAAGUGGUUCUUGGUUCAGAAUUGAUACAAUCAAGUCUAAAAGAACCUGUCCUCUUUAACUGCUAGCUAGUUCUGCAGGUGUCUAGACUUUCUAAUAUGUGCUUCGUUAUCCUCCAUAAUAUGUGCUAGAUAUUUUGGCUUGCUCCACUCUGUAUAGAAAACAUAGGCAUGAAAAUAAAUUCUGAAUUCUCAAGAGAGAAAACAAUUUAAAAGUGUUUUGUUUUUUCUUCAAAAAGUCACUUUUUGUAAUAUAUUAUUGUCUUGUGGUGUACAUGCAGUUUUCUAUGGCCAGAUGCUAUAUAUGAAACUUAUUUCUUCUAGGAUUGAGUAUAGUUUCUUUACUGAAAUAAAA
Molecule: messenger RNA, 3895 nt
Organism: Myiozetetes cayanensis
Lineage: Eukaryota; Metazoa; Chordata; Aves; Passeriformes; Tyrannidae
Gene: AASDHPPT
Product: aminoadipate-semialdehyde dehydrogenase-phosphopantetheinyl transferase
Exons: 6
Coding region: 198-1031 (277 amino acids)
Cellular component (GO): cytosol
Molecular function (GO): holo-[acyl-carrier-protein] synthase activity; magnesium ion binding
Source: RefSeq, a predicted model, not a curated record